Molecule: messenger RNA, 2365 nt
Organism: Amoebophrya sp. A120
Lineage: Eukaryota; Dinophyceae; Syndiniales; Amoebophryaceae
Source: the annotation of a GenBank genome assembly
GUUACGCGUCACGAUGUGCCAUUUUUUUUUCUCGAUCGCUGGGAUGACGUAGAAAUCUUGAAUCAAGAUCAUAUCUAUGGUUGUUCUUCUUCUGCAGUGGCAGUGGUCAACGUCCCUUAAUUUUUUCUACCUCUCAUUCUCAAAAACUAAGCCUGCACUUUUCCUACCAUCAUGCGAAGAUUUUUUUCCACCGGCGGAGGCAGUAGUUCCUCUGCGGCGCAUGCCCAGCAAACCCUCGACCCCUACAAGCUCCUGGGCCUCCAGCGAACCGCCUCGGCUGCCGAGGUGAAAGCCAGAUACAGAGAGCUCGCCAAGCAAAACCACCCGGAUUUGAACAAAAACGACCCGAACUCCGCUGCGCGAAUGGCGAAGAUCACCGACGCCUACUCGGUUUUGACCGACCCAAGGAAGCGGAGACAACUCGACGCGGCGAUGGGCAGUACUAGUUCCUCCUCCUUUGCGAGUGGGAGCAGUGGUGGUACUAGUAGUGCUUCAAGUUCCUCUAUCAAACAAAAAAAGUUCGUCACGAUCACUCAUGCGCAUGCUUGCAAUGCAAAAUUUUCUCUGUCAUGCGUAAAAAUGCAUCACAGACCAACUUCAUAGGGGUUUUUCCUAGUGUUUCUGCAAUACAACGAGAAGCUGUGAUGCCAAAAAAAAAUUGUAAUGCAGAGCCAGCAAGUUAGUGACUGUGACAAACUUUUUUCUCUCCAUAUCCUCGGCUCAACAUCACCAUGCCGAUCCGGAUUCCGAUUGGCAGGACCCCAGUCAGAUGUACUCCGAAUUUUCCAAUAUUUUCGGGAAAAUGGCCAGCCGCAUGCACCGCGGAAACUCCGCUUCCCGAACGUGUAUCAAAUGCAAAUAUGUCUGGGUCUGGACGGAUGCGAGAUUUGUUCUGCUAGCCUGACGUGACUCUGAAAUCUGUAUUGCGUGGCCGCAAAGAACUCCUCUUGCCUGUCAUGCAAAAACGCAGUUUCUCUUGCGGAGUACGCAACUCAGAACCAUGGGAAAACUUGUCUGUCAUGCUUAGCAGCGCAUUACAGUGCGCUCCCCAUUCCCUUCCUUGCAUCACAAGUUUUCAGACCCAGACAUAUUUGCACUGGAUAACGUCCGGGCCGAUGCAAUCGCGGGGGGACGACGCGUCGAUCGAGCUUUCCAUCCCCUAUGAAGUGCACAACUCCCCCUCCCCUUCCUUUGUCAUGCAAAACCCCAAAUCCAUAUCCAGUCGCUGUCCUGUGGCACUGUUUGCAUGACAAAUUCCGGAAGCGGCCCAAACAGUACUAAGAUUAGGCGCAUAUUAAAUGUGUCAUGCCUAGGCUCCACGUGUGCUGGUGCUUGCAUUGCUGUUCACGCCAUACAAAUGAGGGGGAGGGAGAGUUGUGCACUCUCAUAUCCCCUUCGUGGAAGCGAUGAAGGGCUCCCGGCGGACCACCACGAUCAAGCUACAGCUCCCCUGCAACGACUGCGGGGCCUCCGGCGCGGCGGAGGGCGCGGGCUGGGUGAAGUGCAAUUUGUGCAACGGCACCGGGGUGCGCCGGGUCGAAAGGGGCAUCAUGUCGAUGGGCCUCCCCUGCGCGAAGUGCGGCGGCGUGGGCGAAAUUCUGGAAAAAGCAUGCCGAACCUGCUUUGGCGAGGGGGUUCAGUCCCGGAAGACCAGCGUGGAAAUCGACAUUCCGCCGGGAAUCAAGCCCGGUAUGGAGCUCCGGCUCUGCGGCCAGGGGCACGCGGGGAAGCGGGGCGGGCCGCGGGGGCACUUGUUUGUCGUAGUCAAUGUGGAGAAACACAACAUUUUCCGACACGUCGACGACGACGUGCACGCGGACGUGGGCAUUUCGCUGAAGCAGAUGCUGCUAGGCGGCGUGACCAAGAUCCCGACGCUAGAUGAGGGGGAGGUGAAUUUGACUUUACCGGCAUUACAAGACCCAAAUUCCACCAGGAUUCUCCGCGGGAAGGGCCCAACGAGGCUGAGCGGAAUGAUGAACAGUGGCGGAAUGAGCAACAGCAACGCUGACUCCCGGGGAAAUUUGGUGCUGCACUUCCACUUGCAAUUACCGGAAAAUUUGACGGAGGACCAGAAAGAUUUGAUAUCGGCGUUCGAUCAGAUCGAGGCGAAGAAAAAAACUUCGAACGGUAGCGAUGCAAAAUCUGGGGGCGGGAAAUGAUGGAGCGGCCGCGGCAGCCACAAGCGCAACAGCACCGAUAUUCUUCGCAUCAAUCUUCUUGUGGGGGCCGUUGCUCGGCUCAAAGGAAGAAGAAGACGAGAGGUUACUUAAGAAAUAAAAAGAACAGCGAUACGAUUCCUCAUGUUUUUUGUAUCUGGAACUACAACUAGAUUAGGGAGUGUAGUAGCAAAAAUGAAUAGUCCGUG